AUGAUGCUUGGAAUAAAGGGGCUCCUAAAUUACUCUUUGGUAGCUGCGGCUGAACUAAGGCACCAUAAAAUAAUGAACUUAUUAUCUCCCCUGGUUCUGGUCAGUGUCUUCUUUGUGACAAGUGGCCAGUUCCUUCCGCUACCACUUCAACCAACACUACACUUGCCAGUCAGUUCCCUGUGUCACAGUGUCCGAUGCCCUCAUGGUCAACACUGUAGAGUGGUCCAGUCUUGUCCUCACUGCCAGCCACAACCAGUCUGUGUUUCUUGUGUACCUAGAGGUGUAGAUGCAGUAUGUCACAGACACCAUUUCUUGGAUGCAGUGCUGCACGGAGAUCAUUUCAACCAUCAGUUCUUAACAGCAAGACGAUGCACCCCACACAUUCCACACGACUGUCCCUUUGACUCUGUGUGUGUGGCUGACGGCCCUGGUCUUGCUCACGGUGAAUGUUGCUACAACAGGGUGCCGCCCGGCUUCCCUAUCAUAACCCCACACCCGCAGUGCAUUCCGAACCGGUGUCUCCCUUUUUGUCCACUAGGUCAGACUUGUCAGAGAGUGACCAUUUGUCCCUUUGUGCCUCCUUGUUUUGAAGAGUAUCAGUGUCGACCAAUCUUUGGGCCACUACAACUGGGGGCGGCGGCAGCACUGACCUUAGGCAAUGAAUGAAAUACAUAUAAAAUACAACGAA
This is a messenger RNA of Biomphalaria glabrata, 688 nucleotides long. RefSeq lists its product as uncharacterized. NCBI's taxonomy places the organism in Eukaryota, Metazoa, Mollusca, Gastropoda, Planorbidae. The transcript has 4 exons. The record is from RefSeq and is a predicted model, not a curated record. Bases 1 to 666 code for a protein of 221 amino acids.